UCCACUAAACCUUAUGAUUGGACAUCAUUUCUCUUACAUUUGGCCCCAAAUUCAGCGUCUGGCCACGAGGUCCUUGUCACCUAUGCCAGUCUUCAAGCUGCUAUAAUGAUGCGCCUUAGAGCCGCCCGAUUCUCUUUUCCAUCUUUGCCGGAUCCUAACUUGUGCGAUGAGAUAAUGUCGCCCAUCGCAAUCGGAAAGUCUCUGUUAGACUCUUCCGAAGAUAGUGUAUUAACAGACGAUGAGGACAGCAAUAUAUCAACGGGUGUAGUCGGUAUUUCGAAUGGUAAUGUGAAAGCCAUGAUUCAGCCCAACUCUUCUAGCAAGUCUGAGACUGUCACGUCCAGUAGCUCGGCUAACUUUAAUUGGCCAACUCGAAAAAACGAUGCUAUAGAUUCUUCGAAGCGAGCAAUUAUAACCGAGCAGUAUUGUAGGCUCUUCAAUAUUUCUCUCGUCAGCGAUUGGAACAUGAGCCUACCACCAAAAUGCAGCACUUUUUGCAAUGCUCAUCCUCCACAUAUACAGCAACCCACAUCUCUUCUUUUUUUAGACUCUCUAGGCAACUUUUACGGUCACACUGAUCUAUUAUUUAUUACGGUCCUGGGUAGUAGUAACUUCUAA
This is a messenger RNA of Protopolystoma xenopodis, 618 nucleotides long. Lineage: Eukaryota; Metazoa; Platyhelminthes; Monogenea; Polystomatidea; Polystomatidae. The record is from the annotation of a GenBank genome assembly.